UAUCGACAGAACUGCAACGAUCAAGAUGCUACUCACAAGUCCGGAUACAUUCUACCUACACUGCGAAAGUCAGGAGACAUGUCACACACACUGCGGUGCAACCAAUAUCACGAUUAGCAAGCAUACAUGGAAAACACUUAUAAAUAGCAUGCAUGAUUGUCUUCGGAAAGAUAAUGUGUUUAAUACUGGACAUGACGACGGAAUCAAAUGAUUCGACCGUUAAAACAAAAUUGCCCACAUUGCAAAGGGUAGGUCUGCUUAUCCUAUGGGUGUGUCUAAUUUGGCUAGUAACACCUCAAUUCAUUAUCCAGCAAAACAACACAGGAGAGACCUGCAGACAAACAUAUACAGCACAACUGUUUGGAUUACAACAUUGUCCGGCUAUUUUGAAUGAUUUGUCGACACAUGCUAAUAAUUUACCAUACCCUGAAAGUUCCGAUGCUGAUGGAUAUGAAAAUUAUGCAUCCUCUGUGCGUGUUUAUAAAAAUGAUUUAAACAUUUGUACUUUGUUAAAUGUCGUGUGUCUCGAGGUUGCGUCGGUUAAUUCCAACGGACAUUUAAAUAAGAAAAUACACAUAUCUAUCUCUUCACUGUAAAUGAUUGCCAGACAGAGAAUUCCACUUUAAAAGGAAACGUUGAAAUUGUUAUUUGUAUUAUAACAACGUUAGAAGACGUGAUUGAGUAUUGGAAUCAUUUGUCGAUACAUCUAAUGGGUAUCGGAAAUGAAGUGGAUUUAGGUGAACAAUUCACGUCAGCACGUUGUUUAUCACUUAAAUUCCCCUCUUUAGAAAGUAUCAAUUUUGAGAACGUAGAUACCUGUGGGUUAAAUAAUAAUCGCGAGGUAAAAUACAGUUGCCGUAACAAAACGUUGGAGUUUACAACAUGCACAGUCGAAAGUGCCGCAGUACACCUUUUCAGUGUGAACCAAAAGGGUUUACAAACGGUGUGUGGAGGAAUAAGUAUGUAUAUAGCAGAUACACAAACAUUGUUAACAUGUAUGAGAAUGAAAAUAAUUACUGAAUAUCUUGGACUUGGGCCUAAACAUGCAUGUGUAUCUUUUUUGCAUAGCCAGAAUGACACAUUUCAGUCUGCGAUUAGGAAUGCUGUCAUUAAACGGAAAUGUUUACCUUGUGAAAACACCGAGCAACGUCUUUCGAAAAGGAGUAAUAUUAGCAACGUUGAAAACCCCAGUGCUAAACAUGCGGAACUAACAAAUAAUGUUGGACAUGACGGUCUAAAUGCCCAAAGUGCACUUGGAACCGGAACGAAUAAAGUUAAUGUGGAGACAGACGGUACUUUUAAAACGCAAGUCCUGAACGAUUUGAUAAAUAAUAUACAGUGUCUUUAUCGUGUAAAAACUGUUUUAGAUGUUGAUGCACAAAGUACAGCCAUGAGAGUUGAAAUACCCGAACACAAAUGCACUCAACAAAGAAAUAAAACAAAAACGGAUGUCGACCACAAUAGCAAUGAGAAGAGAAUCUUGAAACUUAUUUUAAAGGAUACAUCCGAUGUUUCCAUAUCAGCACCGCGUAUUUGUAUCGUAGCUCCGGUGACCAGAAAUGAAAAUCGUGAAAGUGAACCGCAAGCUGACGUCUUAAGAAAACUAUACGAUGUUGUUGAAAGAACUUUGAAAAGUGAGCCUGUUCCUGCACAGGAAAGCAUGGUGUCUGAACUUGUAAGGCUCUGUACUUUCAGAACAGUCCCAAAAGAAGGAAAACCGGACGUAAGUGCACUUGCCGCGGCUGACUUUUACUAUGCGUCCAAAAAUGACGAGGUGAUCGGUUACUGCUGCUAUAAACGCAUCAGUAAUUGGAGUAAAUCUGACGAUCCAUCCGCUGUUCACAUAAGGAAUUCUCCAGAAUGUAAGUUAAACACAAGUAAUUCGGAGGUCAAUGUUACAAAAGCAGUCACUGAAUCUGUUCAAUCCGACAUCUUGGCAAAACUACAGGGCACCAAACGUUUGAGCAAUACUACCGAUUCAAACAAUACCAGACUGAAUAUGCCCAUGAUACUCACUAAGUUAAUAGAUGGAAAACGUUCCAUGUCGACUGGAACAAACAAUGAAAGUCGCGUCGCCGUGCAAAUGAAUACUUUUCAGAAAACGCAUUCUAAUCAUGCUCUCUCCACUGACUCUUUACCUCCGACCAGCCGGCCUUUGAACACAACUGCUGAGCGAUUUCAAUCAAUGAUACCGCAAAUGUUCAGUGCUGAUACCGCUUCCUCCAAGACAUCACGAUUCCAGACAGGGAAAUGUGUAUCGUCUGUGAAUUUUGUGAUUCCAGAUUCAAACACAAAAGCGGUUCAACAUGUAGACGACGCCAUUGAACCAGGUAUAACAAAAGAUGAUUACAUAGAUGAGUACAAUUCAGGAUAUAAUGGUGGUAACAAAAGCAUCUCGAAACCAUCAACACAAACAACAGAUACAGGUUUGAAUGGCAUCGUUGGAUCUCUAAUAACAUCUGAAGCGUCCAUUAUUGUUCAGGGAAUGGGAUACAGUUCAUCAUUGUUGAAACAAGCUUUGUCCAGACUUGUAAAAAAAGGCAAAACAAAGCUUGGUCCGCAGGAUAUCAUGCAAGAAAUAUUUCUUAUAGAGGAUGAAUAGUGGUGAUUGUAUUUGUAAUUUUUUAUUUAAUUUUCAAUAUUGGUUUAACUAAUCUUGUUCAAUUGAUUUAUAUUUGAAUGUCAGUGACUAUUACAUAAAUUUAGGUCUCAAAACGCUUGAAAUUCACAAAAUUCACACAUAUUUGUUAACUGCUGUAUAUGUUCACUAAUCCUUUUUGGACACUUUUUUUAAUGUGUUACUCUGUUUUUAGUGGUUAUAAAAUUAAAUGUUGGUGUCAAUUUUCAAGUUUUAAAAAUAAAAGCUCGGUAAACUUUGUCCAAAGUUACAUGAUACUUUUGUGUUCAUUUUUUAGUAUACUUAUUUUAAAUGUUUUGUAUUUUAGCAUAUAACGUGUAUUGAUAAACAUGCAUAUGUCCAUUCAUUAUUAGUCGUUACAGCUAUCUAGUGUCAUGUUACCAAUAAUAAGACAUGCAAAUACUUAAAACAACGUGUUUAUUGUGUAAGAACUGUUAAAAUCUCAAGUUGUUAAUACAAUGCAGUUCAAACUGACAUUGUAGUUAAAAAUUAAUUAGGUCAAAUGUGUUGUUUUUACGGGAUAGAGAAAUUUGACAUAUAUGCGUUUUCUUUAUUUUAACGAAAUAUUACAUAGAUCUUUGAAAAAUAUGCUUUUUUACAACUAUUCAAAACACGACAACCACUUUUACUGAUUUGUUUAGAUUGUUUGUAAACUUUGCAUACUACAAUGUAUUAAAAUUUAAUUGAAAUGAUUUAAAGCAGCAAACAUGCAAACUAUUUUCAUACAAUUAACACUAAGUGCAACGAGCUAUUCUUAGAGCAUGAUGAGUUGUGUUACUUUUUAGUUCAACUAUAAAUCAACAUGCAUUUGCACGUGAAUACAUGGCAAUAUUAUCGUUAUAAAUAAUUGUAAACAA
Molecule: messenger RNA, 3495 nt
Organism: Dreissena polymorpha
Lineage: Eukaryota; Metazoa; Mollusca; Bivalvia; Myida; Dreissenidae
Exons: 4
Coding region: 710-2602 (630 amino acids)
Cellular component (GO): cytoplasm; nucleus
Source: RefSeq, a predicted model, not a curated record